This is a messenger RNA of Cyprinodon variegatus (sheepshead minnow), 2215 nucleotides long. RefSeq names its product cytosolic phospholipase A2 gamma-like. The annotation marks the transcript as partial. NCBI's taxonomy places the organism in Eukaryota, Metazoa, Chordata, Actinopteri, Cyprinodontiformes, Cyprinodontidae. Gene Ontology annotation, cellular component: cytosol; nuclear envelope; nucleoplasm. Gene Ontology annotation, molecular function: calcium-dependent phospholipid binding; calcium ion binding. The transcript is spliced from 12 exons. The record is from RefSeq and is a predicted model, not a curated record. Gene Ontology annotation, biological process: glycerophospholipid catabolic process.
UCUUCCAAAGGAAAAUCAAUCCCAGAUGUGUUUCUGCUCUUUGGACGUUUGUUUCCCUCUAACUGCCACCAGGAGGCUUCUCAUCCGUUACUGAAAUAUGUUCUUGUGCAACUUCCCCAGAAACGCCAUCCCUGCAGAGAGGCAGGCAGACCCCUGGAAGCCAGCAUGCAGAAACAGACUGGAAAUACUGGUUCUUCAGCGUCAGGGCUGGGCCUAAUGCUGCUUAUAGGUGCAGUGCUGGUGGAAGCGGCGGAGAACAUGGAGGGAAACACCACAGCCUCUGAGGACUCAGUCCCUCACAUUGCUCUGGUGGCUUCUGGUGGAGGUCAGAGGGCAGCGGUGGCUCUGCUGGGCUUCCUCUACCAGCUGGAACAGGAAGCCCUGCUGGACACUCUGCUUUACCUGGGAGGAGUUUCUGGAUCGACAUGGUCAAUGGCCUCGCUCUACAGUGACCCCCAGUGGAGCUCCAACAUGGAUGAAGCCGUGUCCAGGCUGUCGGGUCCCGGCGUGCAGCUGGAGGAGGCUCUGGCCUGGUUGGCUGAGACCUCAAAGGAGGAGCACUUCUCCCUCUCUGACAUCUGGGGAGUCCUAACCUCUGCCGGUAUCAUGAAACAGAUGGAUCUACGCCUUCUGUCAGAGGAGGCCAGCAGGAACGCCAGCAACCCUUACCCCAUCUACUGCGCCAUCGAGAAACACUGCUUCUCCAACGGGCCGCUGGGAGGGAAAUGGUUCGAGGUGAGUCCCCAUGAGGCCGGAUUCACCGAGCUAGAGCUCUUCGUUCACACGCCCCUGUUGGGGAGCAAGUUCCAGAAUGGGGAGCUGAUAGAGAAGAAAGCAGAGAUGGACAUGGUCAGACUCCAAGGGAUUUUAGGCUGUGCUCUGGCUCAUGAGGAACCUGUCAUGGAAGUCCUCCCUCCCUGGCUGAACGUGCCUGUAGAAGGCGCCGUCCAGGAAUAUCUUCUCAUGUACAGCGUGCUCCAUCACCUGAUAAGUCUCACCUCGAGCUCCAUUAAGGAUCCCAGCGCCCUGCGUGAACUGGAGACGCUGCAGAAAACCCUGCAUGACAAGGUGAACCAUGACCGGUCCGUUCUGCUGGAGUCUCUGAGUCCAGAGGAGAGGACACGUCUGUUUCAGCGCUGGAGUCUGGAGCUGGUGGAAGCCGUUGAGAGUUGGAGCCAAAGUCUGGAGGAAGGAGCUUUCAGAACAUCCAUUUCCUUCCUCACAAAGCAACUGGUGCCUCUUAUUCUGAAGUGGGAGUGGGGAACAACCAGCAACUUCCUCUAUCAGUUCCAGAACGCUUCCGUUCCUGAUUGCCUCCAGUCCAAAGAACAAGUUCACCUGAUCGACGCCGGGCUGCUGAUCAACAUGGCCUACCCAUCCUUUCUAGGAGACAAGAGGGACAUCGACCUCAUGAUUGCUCCAGAGUCCAGCGCUGGAAACAUGUUUGAGACUCUGACUCUGGCCAGAGACUACGCAGCUGAGGUGAACAAGCCCUUUCCACAGAUCGGUGAUGAGAUCCUGGAGGACAGGGACUGGCCAAAGGACUGCUAUGUGUUCCAGGGAAAAGGAAAGGAGCCCACCAUCGUCUACAUGCCGCUUUUCAACAGACAGAACUGCAGAGAUGCAGAAGAAUACCAAGCCAGGAUGAAGGAGUUCUCCACUUUCCAGCGUCCCUUCAGCCAGGAGAAGGUUGACUUUUUGUUGAACACGGCCAAAACCAAUGUGAAGAACAACAGGGAGGUUCUGCUGAGAGAGAUCCGCAGAGCGGCCCUUCGCCGGGCGGAGGCAUAGAAAGUCUUUCCUCUGAGAGAGAUUUCAUUAUGUCUGAGACUGGAAACACUCCAGAUUAAACAACUGAGCUAAUUAAUAUGAUGCUAUAGAAUAAAAUAUCUUUUAAGUAACAAAGCUUCCCUGUAAAGAAACUAGUUAUUUUAGCGUGUAACUGAAUUCCUUUUCUAUUAAUAGUCAAACGAUAAUCUCUGAAAAUGGUUCAUUUAUUCAGUUCAUUCUAUCUAGCCCUGCUGUAGUUACUCUGCUGCCCCCCAGGGGGCACACCUCACACUUUGAGCUGUGUCUGUUUCCUCUUAGUUUUUAGGUUGUUGGUGUUUUAUGAUUUAAAAUGAAUCAUUCAAAUCUGAGUUUCUUUAUUUCAUCAUUAUGUAUUCAGUUCAGUUUGUAAUACUUUGAGAUUCUUACACAUACUUAUGAUUCUGUG